UAUCAAACUUCACUAGGGGUGGCGGGGCUCAGGCGGUGGAGCCGGGCGGCUGCGGGCGCCGCCGCCUCCUCCUCCGUGGCUGUUUACCCGGCUGCAUUGUGGGAGUUUGACCUCCGCCGCCGCCGCUGCCGCCGCGCACGCCAUGGGAACCGUGACUGACGACGAAGUCAUACGGAAGCGUCUCCUAAUUGAUGGAGAUGGCGCUGGAGAUGAUCGGAGAAUUAAUCUGCUAGUGAAAAGUUUCAUUAAAUGGUGCAACUCUGGAUCCCAGGAAGAGGGAUACAGCCAGUACCAACAUAUGCUGAGCACACUGUCCCAAUGUGAAUUUUCAAUGGGCAAAACUUUGCUGGUGUAUAAUAUGAAUCUCAGAGAAAUGGAAAAUUAUGAAAAAAAUUACAAAAAAAUAGAAUGUAGCAUUGCUGGAGCACAUGAAAAAAUUGCUGAGUGCAAAAAGCAAAUUCUUCAAGCGAAACGAAUACGAAAAAAUCGCCAAGAAUAUGAUGCAUUGGCAAAAGUGAUCCAGCGUCAUCCAGACAGGCAUGAGACAUUAAAGGAACUAGAGGCUCUGGGAAAAGAACUAGAGCAUCUUUCACAUAUUAAAGAAAGUGUUGAAGAUAAGCUAGAAUUGAGAAGGAAACAGUUUCAUGUUCUUCUUAGUACCAUCCAUGAACUUCAGCAAACACUGGAAAAUGAUGAAAAGCUCUCAGAGGUAGAAGAAGCUCAAGAAACAAGCAUGGAAACUGAUCCUAAACCAUAGACCAACUAAUCACUCACCAUUCCCAAGAAUAUUGAAGUAGCAACAUGAUCUUAGUGUGUUCAGAAUUUGUUGUGCUCUUGAGACAUUUAAAGUUUUGGCAGUGAACUACGUUGCUUUUAAAUUUUAAUGCACAGUUCAUUCAUAUUUCUUCACACAAAGGGAGAUGACUUCAUUAUAUAUUUGUUUCUAUUGAAAUGCCUUUUUUAUACUUAAAAGAUAGGAAGCAACAUCCAAAAAUGUUUAAUGAAAUAUUUUCAAGCCAGAUAUGUUAGUGCUCAUUGGUAUUCUAGGUAGUUUUUAACUGGUAACAUUGAUUUGCUCACAAAAUAAGUGGAAGAUAGUGAGAAGGUGGCAUUUCUAGGAUGUACCUGAGAAAAUUAGUCAAUUUCUGGAAAUCGUUACCACUUUUGAAAAUGAAGUCCAUGAAUAGGCUCUCAGGAGGGCUGUGAACUUAUGAAAUUAUGUACAAAAUGUUUGUGGUGUAUGCUUAUUGUGGGAGAGGUUCCAUGAUAUUAAGAAUCACUGAUAUCAGAGGUAAUUACAAGAUGCAAAGUAAAUCAA
Balaenoptera ricei (Rice's whale) is the source of this 1318-nucleotide messenger RNA. Its product is annotated as THO complex subunit 7 homolog. The coding region runs from base 143 to 757 and encodes 204 amino acids. The record is from RefSeq and is a predicted model, not a curated record. Gene Ontology annotation, cellular component: THO complex part of transcription export complex. Gene Ontology annotation, biological process: mRNA export from nucleus; mRNA processing. The transcript has a single exon. NCBI's taxonomy places the organism in Eukaryota, Metazoa, Chordata, Mammalia, Artiodactyla, Balaenopteridae.